AUGACACUACACUACAACACUAGCUCCAGAAUCGAGUGUACUGAUAGUUAUCCUCAACAGAUUAAAAGACUAAAAUAUUCUAUUUCUCCAUUACCUUUCCGAUUACCUCCCACGCUCCCAAAUACGAUCGUCUCCCACCCAUGCCCUAAAUCCUUAAUCGCUACCUCCUUCGCCAUCGACUUACUCCAGGCUCCAAAUUGUUGUCGUUCAGACAUUGCAACCUCUCCACCGCUGCCUCCUGGCACUACUUGUUGUCGCGCUCUGCCCAUACAUCUUCGAAUAAGAAUACGAGGAGUGGACGAGAAAUCAGAAAAAAGUUGUUGAUUAUGGUAGGGCGCUAGACGAUUAAGAUUUACGGUGUACUUUGUUCUUCACGACUUCAUGAAUCACGCCCCCCAAAAUCAUUAAUUCAUCAUUAUUCCACCUGAUAGCUUAAUUGCAUCUGAUUUCUGGAACCGACUGGCUAGUGUCUAGAACUAAGGAGGACCAAGGGAGAUUCUGGAUAAAAGAGGAGGCGUAUAAUUUCUCGAUAUGUAGAAUUGGAAGUCAAAGAUGAAAGUCCUGACCGAAUUCAUGGUGGAAGACGAAGAUUCAAAGGAUAUUUGGGUAUUGGUAAGUAAGUCCAAUUUUCCACAAUUCACUACUACUACAUAAAAGGAAACUUCAAAGAGCUAGGCAUGGACUACCACCCAUGUAGCUUCAGAGAUUCUGGAUGCUAACAUGAUUAUGAAUGAGGCAACUGAUUACACCAUGGGAGCUCGAAGUAGAAAAAGGAAAAACCAGUUUGAAAACCCUAUGACUUCACAUGAAUCACAUGGUGUUUGUCAAAUUCAGUCAUGCCUUGGAACGAAUGAAGGCUUUGUAGGCUAACUACACUUGGGUGUAUAGGAAUAGUAUUGGAAUAGAGUACAUGUAUGUAUUGUAAUACAGUUGAUUGUAUUGGAAUAGACUAGCUAAAUGUAAUAGAGUACAUUUAUAUUGAUCGUAUUAUAAUUGAUAUAGGGAGUGAAUAUUGUUAGACAAGUA
Messenger RNA from Lactuca virosa, 1026 nucleotides. The record is from the annotation of a GenBank genome assembly. Lineage: Eukaryota; Viridiplantae; Streptophyta; Magnoliopsida; Asterales; Asteraceae.